Molecule: messenger RNA, 660 nt
Organism: Paraglomus occultum
Lineage: Eukaryota; Fungi; Glomeromycota; Glomeromycetes; Paraglomerales; Paraglomeraceae
Source: the annotation of a GenBank genome assembly
AUGGAUACUUUCUCCCUACAUGAGCCUAUUUCAUCACAACAGACACUUAAAUUAAAAAUACUGAAUCAUUAUCCUGUCCGACUUUUAACUUUGUUCUUCCUUGGGGCUCUGACCUCGUUCAUCAUUGACCACCUACUUACCCAGAACCAUAUUACCGAAUACCCCAAGAAUAUAGUCAAAUUGAUUGACACUGCUGCGUGGAUACCACCCACGUGCGGUGCUUCAGCGGCUUUGGUUGGAUCUUUGUUUCCGUUGGUUGAUUAUUGGUAUUUACGACGACCACAUGAGUUUCAGAAAGAAUGGAGCGUCGUUAUGAGAUGCCUCGGUGGUUUUAUCGGAGUAGUAUAUGCGGCGACGAAACUCCCAUGGAAUGGUAACUAUCAUGUAUCCCUAACACUCGCGCUGAUGUCGGUUGUAUUGUGGUUCCUAUUUGAUCGAACAUGGCACGGGCUUUUUAUGUCUGUGCUGUUCUCUUCAAUAGGGACCGUGGUUAUGUAUUUGAUGGUUUUGAAUGGAGUUUAUAGUUUUACACAAGCAGACUUUUUUGGAGUUAGGUCAUGGGCUCCGUGUAUCCUGUUCUCAUCUUGUGUAUGUUUCGGUACCAUUGGCCGACAGUUGGGAAUAGUACCGAAGGAGCUAUUUGAGGAGAAUGAAGGAGGA